Cricetulus griseus (Chinese hamster) is the source of this 1353-nucleotide messenger RNA. The record is from RefSeq and is a predicted model, not a curated record. Lineage: Eukaryota; Metazoa; Chordata; Mammalia; Rodentia; Cricetidae.
GCGGCUCGGUGGUGACGGUGGCCCAAGAGGCGGCGCGUCUGAACAGUGGCGGGAGCUGUUUGCCGGGCUUGCUAGCUUGGGACGCUAAGGGUGUCCUUCCUGGGCUGGGCUAGGCUGGAAAGGGCCUUGAAGCGUCGGACAUCAUCUCAAAGGCAGGGCCUGGUGCCCCGGGCUCCGCUUUGUGGCAGCGCCGCAGUACGGCGAGCGGGCUGGUUUUCAGAGAUCUUCCAGAAGAGGAGCAUCCUUCCUUCUUUCUCUUCGAGCUGACCGUGCAGUGGACCAUCCAUGCCUCUCCUAACCCAGCACGUUCAGGACGAGGACGAACAGUACUGCUUAGUGGCCAGCCUUGACAACGUUAGGAAUCUCUCCACUGUCUUGAAAGCCAUUCAUUUCAAAGAACAUGCCGCGUGUUUUGCUACUAAAAACGGACUCAAGGUUACAGUGGAAAAUGCGAAGUGCGUGCAAGCAAAUGCCUUUAUUCAGGCUGAAGUGUUUCAAGAGUUUAUCAUUCGGGAAGAAUCUGUUACUUUCAGAGUUAACUUAACUAUCCUUUUAGACUGUUUAUCUAUUUUUGGAUCAAGUCCUACACCAGGUACUUUAACUGCACUUCGGAUGUGUUACCAAGGUUAUGGUCACCCUUUGAUGCUAUUUCUAGAAGGAGGAGGAGUGGUGACAGUUUGCAAAAUUAACACCCAGGAACCUGAAGAGACUCUGGAUUUUGAUUUCUGUAGCACCAAUGUUAUGAAUAAAAUUAUCUUGCAGUCAGAGGGUCUCCGUGAAGCAUUUUCCGAGUUGGACAUGACAAGUGAUGUUCUGCAGAUCACCGUGUCUCCUGACAAGCCCUAUUUCAGGUUAUCUACUUUUGGAAAUGCAGGAAGCUCCCACCUUGACUAUCCCAAAGAUUCUGACUUGAUGGAAGCAUUUCACUGUAAUAAGACCCAGGUCAACAGAUACAAACUUUCUUUACUGAAACCCUCUACAAAGGCAUUAGCUUUAUCCUGUAAAGUAUCUAUUCGGACAGAUAAUCGAGGAUUCCUCUCAUUACAGUACAUGAUUAGAAAUGAAGAUGGGCAAAUAUGUUUUGUGGAAUAUUACUGCUGUCCCGAUGAAGACGUUGAGUCUUGAAUAAUUUACUGUGAAUAUUUAUGUGUAUUUGUAGUUGUGUUCUCACUUUGCAUAAUCUUCAUGAUUUCAUAUUGGAUUAUCUAUAAAGACUCAUGGAAAGAGCAGUGUUGGCACAUGCCUUUAAUUCCGGAACUUGGGAGGCAGAUGAAGGUGGAUCUCUGUGAGUUCGAAACCAGCCUUGUCUGCAAAGUGAGUUCCAGGACAGGCUCCAAAGCUUCAGAGAAACCC